GAUGGAUCUAUUUAAAUUAACUGAUGAUAAAGAAUUAACAAAUAUAACUAGUCAAGAAUGUAUUGAAUGUUUGGAUUAUAUUAUUUCAAAUCCUAUUCUAAAUUGUAACGACGAUGGCUAUACUAUUCUAAGUAAUAUCUAUAAUUUAUUACGUCAUUUCUCUAAAGUCUAUGACAUUCAGAAAAAAGGUCUUUUUAGCCUAAGAUCAUUAUUCCUUCAUUAUCCCUCUUCCGUGCAAUACAUUGGUUAUCAAGCUAAUCAAGUACCUAUACACGAUUUCGUCAUAAAUUCAAUAAGAGUAACGGAUGUGAGAAACUAUGAAUAUUUUGGAGCUUUAUGCGACCUAAUUUAUCAUAUUGCGGCAGAUAAUGGUGUUAUGCAAUUAGCUUUUAUGAAUAAGAACGUUCAUCGUUUAUUGAAUAAGAGGCUGCACGAAGCGUUACCAGCUUUAAGAAUAAAUAUAAUACGAUCGCUAAGAGCUUUAUGCCUAUUCAGCUUUGAACAUAAAGAACAAUUAAUCAAGCUUGAUUUCCAUAAAAAAGCCUGUAAAAUCCUUAAGGAAUCGGCUCCUCCCACAGAUUUGAUAAUUAAUUGCGUAGCUUUGGUUGCUAGUUUAUGCGACAAUGUCUUUCAUUUCAAAUGCGUUCAGUCAUUAAACCUCUUAAUAGACUCAGACACGAGUGUCCCUCAAAAUGUCAUUGCCGUCUUAAAGCUUGGUUUCAAAUCUAAUUGGCUACCGCUAAUCUCAGAAUCCUUAGCUUUAUUAUCUCUACUUUGCCAAGUGAAAAGAAACGUUCUACGUGGGGAAGAACAAGAGUUUAUUAACCUUUUAGUAUGCCACUACGAGAAUUUACCAGAUGAGAAUAAUUUAAAGGAAACAAUGGAAAUUAGUAUUUGGUAUUUGAUACAGGAUUCAGUCACCCUAAAAUCUCUUUUAAACUCUUCAGUAGAGCAAAAGAAUUAUACGCUUGCCCAUUGUCUUAUACUGUUGGAAAAGGAUAAGAAAUUAGCUCUUCAAUACGCACUUCGUAUGAGAGAUUUUCCGUUAUGUAAAACCCUUUUGCAACACGGUACAAACCAUUCAUCAAAAGAAAUUGUAGCAGAUUUUCUAAAGGAAGGAGAUAAUGAUUUGAUUUCAUUAGUUUUGAAAAACUUUGGCUACUUUCCAAAAGAUCAAGCUCUUAGAUGGUGUAAUUUUCAAUUGGAUAAUCUGCAACCGGAAUGGAUAAUUAAAGCAUUAUCAAAAGAUAUUUAUGAACCUUCAUUAUCGGGUAAACCAAAUACAAUAAAACUCAAGGUAUCUGAAAAAAUUGAAAAGGAACAACACGUUCAAAGACCAAAAUCCAGUAAACUGAAAUUCAAGUUACCCGUCUUUAGACACGGAUCGGUCGCCAGUCGAGAAGGUAUUGAAUUUAGAAGGCAAUCUCUAGCAAAUAGUUUUCCACCAUUAACGUCAAAACGCAACUUAAAUCGUCAAUAUUCGGAUAAAAUUUAUAGAAAUAUGGCGCAAAGAAUGAUAUUUGUUUUCGACAAAGAAGAAUACGAGUUUUGGAGGAGUUCGAGUAUCAGUUCAUGUCAAGUAGCCUUCAACGCUCAAUACGAUAUUCGAUUUCGUUAUAAAAACGAUAGCGAUAAAUAUGUCAUGUCGAUUGAGGAAGCAAAUGUUAUUUGGAAAAGAAGAAGUUUUGGUUUCUCCCAAGAGAGAGACUAUAAUUUGUCAAAUAUCUCCCAAUUAGAAUCGUUAGAAGAGAGUUUAAUGAUAGAUUCGCAAGAUAAUGAAAAUAACCGUCCAUUUCGCUAUAAAUCUAAUGAGGAUUUAGAUACGUCUUACGAAGAGCUGGCAAAGAGCGAUUGUAGUCUAGAACUUUGCGAAAAUGUACGAAAACAUAAUUCCUAUAGAGAAGAGAGAAAAAAUUUAAAUAUCAAAAAGAUAAUCGAAGAGAAAAAGUCCAAAAGUUUUAUGGCGUUAGUUCCAAGUCUAAAACCAUACAUUUCCAACAUUUCGUAUAUUAACGCAAGUGGUAAUAAGAUAGGGAAAAUUCCUGUUGAAAUGUUUAGAAACUUGCCCCUACUUAAAGAACUUGACUUGUCGAAUAACGAAAUAGAAGAAUUACCAAACAGUUGGACUUGUCAUAGAUCGUUGGAAAGUAUCAACUUGAGUAAUAAUAGAAUAGAAUCUAUAAAUUACAGUCAAGUUUGUAUGAGCUUAACGGAAUUGUUAGUGGCAAGUAACAAAAUUAAAUUAUGGCCUCAACAAAUAGCCAAGAUAUUUCCAAUGUUAAAAAUAUUAGAUCUAUCAAUGAAUCAUAUUCAACUUUUACCUAACAAAUGCAUUGAUUUAAGACUUCUUACUAAUUUAUCAAUUAGUAAUAAUCACUUGAAAAUCAUACCCGAAUACUUUCUAAGACACUUUCUAAGUAUAGAAACUUUAAAAUUAUGCAAUAACUUAAUAGAAUAUCUUCCUAGCAGCGAAACUGCUCACAAACUCCUUAAAUUAACUCAUUUAAAAUUGGCUAAUAACAAGAUUAACUGCUCAAAAACAAAUUUGACGUCAUUUGCCUUUAUUCUUGCUCUGCCCAACUUACGAACGCUUGACGUUUCUAGCAACGAAAUAUACUAUCUACCGAGACCUUCGCUAUGGAUAAGCCGUAGUUUGACCGAACUGCUAUUAUCCCAUAAUUCUAUUGAGAAGAUUGAUAUAAAUCACAACGAAGCAAAAGAUUGGCGAAAAAUAGAAAGGAUAGAUUUAUCAUUUAACAAUUUAAAAUGUAUAUCUAAAGAAAUUGGACAUUUGACAAAUUUGGCGUCACUUAAUCUAAGUAACAACCCUUCAAUUAAGUCUAUGCCAGACGAACUAGGAAGAUUAUGCCAUCUAUGGGAAUUCCCAACAACUAAUUUAAAUUUAGACUUACCCGAUACAAUAAUUAAUGGUAGAACAAGGGAUUUAAUAAAAUUUUUAAAUCAAAAACUCAGGAAAUCGAAAUGUUUGAAUCAAGUGAGAUUAAUAAUAGUUGGAGAUGAAAAAAGCGGUAAAACAUCAAUAGCGAAUAGAUUAAUGUGUAGUAGCGGUAAUAGUAAACAAAAUGUAAAAAAUCCAUUUAAUAUAUGUGGAAUGUUUGUCUCGGAAUGGAAACCUUUUAGUCGGAAAUAUAUAAUAUCAAUAUGGGAUAUGUUCGGAGGAGAGGACGUCUAUUCAAUAAACAUGAAAUUCUUUUCAAAGAGAGCAGUCUAUAUAAUAGCAAUAAAUUUGUUAGAAGAAGAAGGAUGUUGGAAGAAAUCAUUAAAGAAAUGGUCAUGUAAUAUUUACAGUAAAUCUCCUUACUGUCAAAUAAUUGUUGCGGCAACUCAUCUGGAUAGAAUUCUACCAAAAAUUCGUACGAAAACUGUUAGUAAUUUAUUCAAGAUUGUACGAAAAGAGAUAUCUAACGCGAAUUUCGGAGUUGUUAAAGAGAUUGUUGUGCUCGAUGCGAGUAGAAAUAAUCCCGGUACAAAUUUAUUAAAACAAUCGGUUCUAAAUACCUUUGACAGGUAUGAAGUAAGUGGUCAAAAGGUAAUUGAAGAAAAAGUUCCUGCCGCUUACAUUAAACUUUGGAGUUUAUUAAUAGGCUCAUGCGGUAAAAAGAAUAUCAUAACUCAUAAUGAACUAAGAGAGAUGGUAAAAUCUAGUUCCCUUGACCUAUUUGAAUCAGAAAUACGACAAGCGGGUAGAUUUCUUCACGAUACUGGCUGCAUAUUGUAUUUUAGUAAAGAUAUGCCAAAUUUAUACUUUCCCUGCCCUUUAAUUCUCUGCAAUAUCCUUUCCGAUUUCCUCACCUCAAAUCCUAUAUCAACUGUCUCUACUACGGCAAUAAUAGAUUCGAAAAGUGUACAUGACGCAGCCAAACAAAUUAACUUACCUGAAGAGAUGAGAGGGCAAUCUAUAAAUGCCCUUUUAAAAUUUGAAUUAAUCAUUCCAGUUUGGGAGGAUCAAUAUUUAUUGCCAAUUAAACUGGACAAACAUUUUAAUAGAUAUCAAGACUUUCUAAUAGAAUACGGAAAGGACGAAAAUGUUAUAGGAGCAAAAUAUAUUUGUACGUUUAUACCCUUUGGAUUUUGGCCUAAAUUAUUAAGUUUUCUACUUAGUCAAGUAGAUAAAACUGUUCCAAAGGAAGACUUUUAUAGUAUUAAAAUCGACAACGACAAUCUAAUUAUAAGCGUUAAGCAAUCUGUAAACGCUUAUAGAACUCUGGCCAACAUCAUUGGAAAGAUUGAAACGCUCUUCAAUGAAUGGUACCCGAAUCUUCUUACAAGAGAUGGUUUUGGUGUGCAACACGUUACAAGGGUUGCUUUGUGCACAAAGUGCCAACAUUCGUUCGACGUCGAAUCUAUCGAAGAAAUAUCUUGUCAUAAAGAUAACAUUUGGUGUCCAGAUCACCGCGAUUUCAUUUUAUUGGAAGAUCUAGUACCGGAUUUUUAUUUGAAAUUUCUAGAGAAGCACUUGUUAUUUGAUAAAAACGAUACGAAUUUUAAUGAAAAAAGCUCAAAGAGCUUAGGUUAUGGAGCGUUUAGUAGAGUAUUCAAGUCAUUAUUGAAAAAGAGACAUGUUGCUGCAAAGGUCUAUUCUAAAAAGGCAAGGGGACAAGUUAUGUAUGAGUUGUUAAUACUAAGUACAAUUAGACAUUCUUCGAUUAUUGAAUUAUACGGUAUAUUACCAAAACCACCAAUAAUAUUCCUUCAAUUGGCUCCGAAGGGAUCUUUAACCGAUAUUUUAAAAGAGAAUUUAUCAACUUGCCUAAAACUACAAAUAUGCUUGGAAAUUAUAGAGGGUGUUGAAAAAUUACACAAUUCUAAUAUCAUCUACAGAGACCUUAAACCAGACAAUAUCCUAGUCUUUUCUUUAGACAAAACCGACGGUAUUCAUAUUAAAUUAACUGAUUUUGGAAUUGCCCGAUGGGUACCACCCUUCGGCUUAAAAUCAAAUGAAGGAACUCCUGGCUACAGGGCACCGGAAAUUAUAAAUACCGUGAUAUAUUCGUUUAUGGCCGAUGUAUUUUCCUAUGGAAUUACGAUUUAUCAACUAUUUUACAAUGGGAAACAUCCUUUUGGAGAUGCUCAUUUUCCAGCCCAAUUGGAAGAUUCUAUUGUUGAGCUAUCGGAUUCUAGCCCGUUAAUAAGAUACGACUCUCAUUGGAUAGGCAUUCAAUCGUUAAUUGGUUCAUGCUUAGCAAGCCAACCGGAGAAACGAUCUCCGGUUCCAAUCUCGGAGAAUGUUGCUGUUGAAUGUUGUUGCGUCACUCCAGAAGGAUUUUUAUUUAUGGCCUGUUGCAGUGAGGAAACUGUUUAUGUACAAAAAGUCGACACAAUUAACAGACAGUCGCAGGGUAUUCACAUUCCUGACAAACGGUUUAUCUGUGUUUGUCAUUUCGACGAAAGGGUAAUAUUCGGAAGUCAAUCGGGGUUAUUAUGGAUCUUUACUGUCAAAAGUCUACAAAAGAAUCAUUAUAUUAAUUCAACUGGUGAUGCUAUUGUCUGUCUUUUAACCGUAGCUCAACAGUCAAGUCCAAAGCUUUUAGUUGGCUUUGCCGACGGAAGCGUUUCUUCCUACAAUCUUAGAGAUGUAUUAUCCGAUUCUACAACAAUACCUUUGCAAGUAAUACGAACUGGAAGAAAUUGCAUACACGCAUUAUCUCCGAUGGAUAGAAGGGGUUCUAAGAUAGCUAUUGCCUGCGGUUCGGAAAUUAAAAUAUUAUACAACCAACAAGGAUUUUACAAUAUAUUCGAUCACGUUAAUUCGAGCAACAGCAAUAGAAUAAUUGGGUUAGAAUGCUGCAGAAAUACCAUAAUUGUUUGUAGGAGGAACAGCGUUACAUUAGAAAAAUGGUCUGGUAGGUCUAAAGAAAGAAGGAAGUUAAUAGACGCCUACGAUUGUUCUCAUAUCGUCUCAUCGAUUCAUCUUACCAAAGUCACCUUGUGGAUUGGCAAUAAGAAUGGCCAAAUAAAUUUACUGAACGCCGUCGAUUUUAAACCUUUACUAUGCGUACAAGCUCAUUACGAUUCCGUUAAGGUGCUUUGCUCCGGCUACGGAUACGUCAUUUCCUGUGGAUACGGAUGGGAAGAUGAAGGAGAAGGAAAACUAUCGGACUGUAGCUAUGUUUUAGUUUGGGAUCAAGAUUUUGGACAAAUAUAUGAGCAAUUUCGUAAAUAUCAAAUAUUAAGAAAAGAAUCAUCUAUACAAUCGUAA
Molecule: messenger RNA, 6220 nt
Organism: Dimorphilus gyrociliatus
Lineage: Eukaryota; Metazoa; Annelida; Polychaeta; Dinophilidae
Source: the annotation of a GenBank genome assembly